Molecule: messenger RNA, 2656 nt
Organism: Rubroshorea leprosula
Lineage: Eukaryota; Viridiplantae; Streptophyta; Magnoliopsida; Malvales; Dipterocarpaceae
Source: the annotation of a GenBank genome assembly
GCAAUCCAGAAAAACCCUGUCAAAAAGCCUCUGACGUUUUGCUUCUCUAUCUACGAAUAAAAUGCCUUCCAUCUCCAUUUCCGUAGCCACAAGCUGCUUCGCUCGGCCACAAUCUCAAACUCAAGCUCGCUCCAAAACCCAGAGGCAUUCCUCAAAGAGAAACCCUAAUUCGAAGUUCAAGCCUAAAAAUAAAAGGAGCACCAAGUACAAGCCCCUCUCUGUGUCUGCUCCCUCCUCCGGCGUAGAAGCCACCACCUACACUCGCCUCCCUCCUAAACAAGACUUCUCUGCUCCAUCCUCUGAAUCGUCUCGAGAAAUCAAGCUUUUUGAUUCUGAUAUCGCCCAAUUCGAUUUCAAUGAUUUGUCUGAGACGGAAACGGAUAGCGGUGAAGAGGAGGAAGCUGAGGAAGGACUCCAAUAUGAGCAAUUUGAGGUUUUUGAUGGAAAUUCGGAGUAUGAAGACGAUGGGGAGGAGGGAGAGGAGGAUUUUUAUUAUGACUCGGAUGGGAAAAUUGUAAAUUUUCCUAAUGGCGAUUUCAAAUUGGGGACUUUGUCGGAUAAUGAGGGCGAUUUGGAAGUGAAGGAGAAGGGGAUACCGGCUGUAAUGCGAUGCUUUGACUGGGCUAAGAUUUAUGUUAAAGCUGGUGAUGGUGGGAACGGCGUUGUUGCGUUUCGUCGCGAAAAGUAUGUUCCUUUGGGGGGACCGUCAGGUGGGGAUGGAGGGAGGGGAGGGAAUGUGUAUGUGGAGGUGGACGCGGCAAUGAAUUCCCUGUUACCUUUCAGGAAUGGGGUGCAUUUUAGGGCUGGGAGAGGAAGGCACGGGCAAGGGAGGAUGCAGAACGGGGCCAAGGGAGAGGAUGUGGUUGUGAAAGUGGCGCCGGGGACGGUUAUCAGGGAGGCUGGGAGGGAGGAGGUCUUGUUGGAACUGUUAUAUCCGGGACAGCGAGCAUUGCUGCUUCCUGGUGGGAGAGGUGGCCGAGGCAAUGCUUCUUUUAAGUCUGGCGCCAAUAAAGUGCCAAGGUUGGCUGAGAAUGGUGAACAGGGUCCAGAAAUGUGGUUGGAAUUGGAGUUAAAGCUGGUUGCAGAUGUUGGAAUAGUAGGUGCUCCAAAUGCUGGGAAAAGCACACUAUUGAGUGUGAUAAGUGCUGCCCAGCCAGCAAUAGCAAAUUAUCCUUUUACAACUUUACUUCCCAAUUUGGGAGUAGUUUCAUUUGAUUAUGAUUCUACUAUGGUAGUAGCAGAUCUCCCUGGUUUACUUGAAGGAGCACACAGGGGUUUUGGUUUAGGUCAUGAGUUCCUACGGCAUACUGAAAGAUGUUCUGCACUGAUACAUGUUGUUGAUGGUUCCUCUCAGCAGCCGGAGUUUGAGUUUGAUGCUGUACGUCUUGAGCUGGAAAUGUUUAGUCCUGAACUUGCAGAGAAGCCUUAUAUAGUUGCCUAUAACAAAAUGGAUCUUCCAGAGGCAUAUGAAAAUUGGUCUUCAUUUAAGCAAAGCCUACAAGCACGUGGAAUUGAACCUUUUUGCAUGAGUGCAGUGAGUAGAGAAGGCACACACAAUGUUGUCUGUGCUGCUUAUGAGCUUCUUCAAAAGUGUAACGAAUCCAAUAUGGAGUUUGAAGGUUUGACAGCAGCAGAAGAUCUGAAUCAUGUGGCUGAUAUGAUACAUAAGCAGCGCAGUGUCUCUAUUGAUGAGUUUGAGAUCAUUCAUGACAGUAGUUCAAAUACUUGGCAUGUAAUUGGAGCAGGAUUACAACGUUUUGUUCAGAUGACAAACUGGCGAUAUAUGGAUUCUGAGAAAAGGUUCCAACAUGUUCUCGAGGCUUGUGGUGUGAAUCGUUCUCUUAUGAAGCUUGGUGUUAAAGAAGGUGAUACAGUAAUGGUUGGAGAGUUGGACAAUAACUCGUGGUACAAAGCAAGAAUCAAUUUGAGACCUGAGGGUAUCACCAGAGCGUCCACUUUAACCACUAGGCCUAGGUUUUAUUGACUGACGUAUUGUCUUGUUAACCAUCCAUCUUUUAAAACUUUGAUUUUUGAUGACAUAUGACAGUUCAGAAAGCAUCUACUCUUAAAACUGGUAUCCCAUGCAACUUGGAGCCUGUAUGAUACCCUUCAUUUUUAAAGGCUCAAUAACAACUUGCUUUGCCUCUGCUAGAUGGAGAUGGUGUGGCAUGACUACCCUGGAAAUUCUGGUCAACCAAAUAUGGGAAGAAGGUCAACUGAAUCUCUCAAAUGGGCUCAGUGGAAGUAAUCAACAUUUUUUUUUCCUUGGUACACUGCUGGUAGUAGCAGGUUGGCAAAUUUAGAACAAAAUGUUAUGUGUCAUAUGGAUGCAGCAAUAAUGAUGGAGGUUCUAAGUCAAAAAUUGUUGAAGUGGUGGUGGCACUGCUAAUUGUCAUGGUCAACUUAUAAAUCAAUAUAAGGUGCCGGAUCCUAACAAUCAAUGUUACACUGUCAAGCCAUGGGCAACAAACAAGAUUUAGUUGAGGAUUGAGUAGUUGAAAUUAGCAACUGUUGGGAGUAUGUUUUUCAUUUCUGAGUUCAAUGUAAUUUAGACAAAAAAUUUGAGAAAUCAAAAACAUGAGUAAUAUUCAUCAUGUAUUCUAGACCUUUAAAUUGACUCCAAUAUCUUAAUUCAUAAUAAAAAUUCGAUUGAAGG